AUGCUGUCCCAGUCCUGCUGCGUGUCUCCAGCGCUCAGCCGUUCUCUCGCCGCCUUCCAGAAGGGGAACUGCCCUCUAGGGAGAUGUUCCCUGCCUGGGGUAUCCUUAUGUCAGGGAGCAGGUUACCCUGACAGCAGGAAGAUUGUCUUUCCCAGCAGUGAUGGCUUCAGUCUCCGCUUCUUCAGAACCACAGCUGCGUGCCAGGAUGGCGUGAUCACAGUGAAGACUCCCGCAUUUGCGUCUGUCACAGAGGGGGAUGUCAGGUGGGAGAAAGCUGUUGGAGACGCCGUGGCGGAAGAUGAAGUGGUUUGUGAGAUUGAAACUGACAAGACGUCUGUGCAAGUCCCGUCUCCAGCGCAUGGCGUGAUCGAGGCUCUCUUGGUACCGGAUGGGGGCAAAGUAGAAGGAGGCACUCCACUUUUCACGCUGAGGAAAACUGGUGCUGCUCCCGCAAAGGCUAAGCCAGCUGAAGCUCCUGCUGCUGCCGCCCCAAAAGCAGAGCCAGUGGCAUCAGCCGUUCCUCCUCCCGCUGCACCACCCCUCCCCACGCAGAUGCCCCCGGUGCCCUCGGCCGCACAGCCUCCUGUGAGCAAACCGGUAUCUGCAGUCAGACCCUCUGCUGCUCCCCCUGGAGCUGAGCUAGGCGUUGGCAAAGGUCUGCGUUCAGAGCACCGGGAGAAAAUGAACCGGAUGCGGCAGCGUAUUGCUCAGCGUCUGAAGGAGGCCCAGAACACGUGUGCCAUGCUGAGGACGUUCAGUGAGGUGGACAUGAGUAACAUCCAGGAGAUGAGGGCCCGGCACAAAGAUGCUUUUCUGAAGAAACACAAUCUCAAGCUCGGCUUCAUGUCGGCCUUCGUGAAGGCCACGGCCUUCGCCUUGCAGGAGCAGCCUGUCGUAAAUGCAGAAAGUUCUGAAAAACAAAACCACCAUUUAAUUUCUGCUGAGGAUGUAGAGAGCCUGGAAGUAUCAUCCAUUGCUGUUGGGAUUGUAAAAUGA
Molecule: messenger RNA, 996 nt
Organism: Echinops telfairi (small Madagascar hedgehog)
Lineage: Eukaryota; Metazoa; Chordata; Mammalia; Afrosoricida; Tenrecidae
Product: dihydrolipoyllysine-residue succinyltransferase component of 2-oxoglutarate dehydrogenase complex, mitochondrial-like
Molecular function (GO): acyltransferase activity
Source: RefSeq, a predicted model, not a curated record